CAUUUGUGCAUAUGGCAGCUUAUUUUUGCACAUCUAAUGAGGUAUGGCAUAUGAGGUCAAUACCUCCAAACCUGACUUGAAGCUGCUGAAAAAGGCUUAUAGCUUGUCGUCCUCUAAAGAGAAGCAUGACUUUGAGGCCCGAUUUGGGUGCAUCAAGGAUCUAUUGUCAGUGGUACCGGAUUGGAACUUGUUCCGAGCUAUGUUGAAAUUCUAUGUCCCUCAAUAUCAAGCUUUUGAGUUCCCACACUUUGAGUUGGUGCCCACCAUUGAUGAGUAUCAUCACUUCCUGUGGAGUAGUCCUGCAAUGGAUUCUUCUACCGUCACUCCUCAAGCACAACAUAUGAAGUUCACACUAGAAAAAAUUCAAGAAAUGUUGCAAGCUAUGUGGGGGUUUUCAUUUGAAUUCUCACAACCAUUGGUGACAAUUAGAGAUGAUUCUUAUGGGUUCAAUUGGAAUGCGACGUUAAUGGCUUUGGGAAAGAGAUUGAAGGGCAUGACAUCUUCUCAAAGAAUCAACUUUGUGGCAUUGGGAAUUUAUGGCAUGGUGAUCUUCCCUAUCUAUGUCAAGACCAUUGCACCUAUGGUGGUAGCUUUGUUUGAGCAAUUGUUGCACACUUCGGCAUUUAAUCCUGCUUCUAUAAUGGUGGCUGAAACUUUAUGGUCUAUGAGAGAAAUCCGGGCUAAAAGAUCCGACUGCUUCUCGAGUUUCAUCGAGUUGUUCACUACAUGGGCACAUGGUCACUUGAGGGGUCCUUAAUUUGAAGCUUUAUUCAACGUUCCUAUCAAAGAUAGAAAGACGGAGGAUUGGCAUCGAUCACUUCUAGCAACAACUGUUAAUGAUGUCGAAUUUGUUCUCCCGACUUGGAAUGCUACUCAUUAUCUUGCUCCACCCGAAAGACAUCACUCU
This is a messenger RNA of Rubroshorea leprosula, 907 nucleotides long. The record is from the annotation of a GenBank genome assembly. Lineage: Eukaryota; Viridiplantae; Streptophyta; Magnoliopsida; Malvales; Dipterocarpaceae.